Durusdinium trenchii is the source of this 4082-nucleotide messenger RNA. The record is from the annotation of a GenBank genome assembly. Lineage: Eukaryota; Dinophyceae; Suessiales; Symbiodiniaceae.
CUCGUCUUCAUCUCGAUUUGGCUCGGUGAGAUCUCAUCUCGCAUCCCACCACUCUCCGCACCUGCGGCUCAUGAGCUGUCGGGUCUAGUCUGGAGAAGCGGAUGACGCCCGAACAGGCCGCCUUUGACGACGCCCGCUGGCCGAGCUGGCCCGGGGCGGGGCGGAGGACCCUGCGCGCACGCUCUGAUGGGUCGCAUCUGAGUGAAGAGAGCUUCGUUCGAGGGCAGGACCGCCCCACGCACCGCAUGACAUUGCCGUUGCCCGCGUGCAGUGGGGACUCGACCGCGCUGGAAAUGGCCGUUCUCACUGAGGGGCGAGGCACCCGAGUGGCGCCAACACCGGAGGGUGUGAGACUUAAGAGGCACAGCUGGGCCGGCAGUCUGAAGAAUUGGAUCGGAUUUGAGGACAGCAGAGAAAGUGAAUCUGUCUCUGGAGACUUCGACAUGCCGGUGGAGCUCAACGAGGUUGCGGUGGUCCAAGCAGAAAAGGAGUGGGGCGGCGGAGAUUCGUCCUCUGACUCAUCGUCCUCCGAGUUGGCAGGCUGGCGCCAACGGCGGCCUCCGCCUGCCAACGGCUUGUCCGCUGCUUCGACGGCGCCCACACCUGCAGGUGGAGCAGCAGGCAUAGAGGUGCCAGUGCAGGUGGUGCAGGUGGAAAAGGAGUGGGGUGGUGCAGAUUCCGAUGACAGCGAGGAUGGCGCGACCUCUGUUGCCAAAGCAGGGGAAGCACGGCGCAGACAGCUGGCGCAGAGGGAGGAAGCCUUGGCGGCAGCAGUGAGUGAGACCUUCAGCAUGAAGGCACAGGGCCCGCCCGCGGAGCCUGGCCCCACGCAGCCGCCGAGCCGUGCACCGUCGGUGACGAGUGAAGCGGACACAGGCCGUGGAGGUCGUCGGUCUCGCCGUGCAUCGGUGCGCAUCAAGAGGACCAGGAGCUUUCGCACAGACUUUGUGAAGCGCUGCUGGGGAGCGAUGGCUGGAUGGUAUGCCGGCUUUCUGGCCUUCACGCUGCUGCAUGCCACCGAUUGCAUCCUUCGGAUCAUUUCGAUCUACUUCUAUGCCAGCUACGGCUUAUACGUCGCGGCCUUUGCCAUGCUCACACCCAUCCAGGUCAUUGGCUCCUUGCUCUCCAUCUACAUCACGUUUCACGACGCGGACGUCCUGCUGAUUUUGCACCACAGCUCUGGCUGGCAGAAAUUUCUGUUCUUCUUUGUCUCCUUCCUAUUCCUGGGAUGUUGCCAACUCAUCCAGGUGAAACGCGCAUGGUCCAGGCAGUUGCACUCACCGGAGGUGGUGCUGGAUAUGGAUGAUCCGCGGCCCAAGGCGGACGCAGCUGCCGCCGACCGUGCCGCCGACGCCCAGAGCCUGCCGGACUUUGGGGCAGCUGAGCGCAUCACGCCGGUGGCGCUGGUCACGGGGAUCCCCUUCCUGUUGGUGCACUGGAUCUCAGCCACGCGGUACGUGGAAAGAUCAGAUGGAUGGCCUCUCUUCUGGUGGUGCACCGCCGUGGUCUUGCUGGUGAAUGUGAGUUUGGGGAUGGUGGACAUCGAUGUGUCGGUGUCCUCCUACGUGGUGAGGCGCUAUCAGUCUCACAGCGCCCAGGAGGGCCAGUGGCCGAUCUGCGUCCAGCGGCUUUUCAAGCCUUUGCACUUGGCCUUCCGCAUCACUGAGGUCUGGAUGCGACUGCUGGUGCUCGCAGGGCUCAUGCAGAUUCGCUACGAGCUCUUCAACCGGGACGACGUGGUUCUCUCCCUCACGGUGGUGAUCGACUAUGCCAUCGGGGUGAACCUUCUCUUCCGGAAUGCACCGGAGCAGGAAGGAGCACUGGUGCACAUCUUCGCUGGCAUCGGCUUGUUGACGUCUGAUUGCACCCACUUCAUCGACUUGCCCAACUUCGCUUUGGCCGCGCGGCGCAUCAGCCGCCGGUUGGCAUGGCUGCGGUUUGCCCAAGUCUUGCUGCUCUUGGGCCUCUACCAUUGGGUCUUCUGGAACAAGUCGGACGUGCCCUUUGGCGCCGCCUUGCAUUCGAUCCGGUGGAUUUAUGUCACCUCCAUCGUCUACUACUUGAUGAGGUACUCCUUGCCCAUCCGCAGGGUGGGGAGCGACUUGCACACUGCAUCCUUGGAUGGGAACCUGGAUUUGGUCAAGGCGCUUCUGAAGCCUGACCAGAAUGGACAGGUGCUGGACAUCAACGCUGCAUCCAAAGAUGGGCAGAGCAUGACGCCCUUAAUGCUGGCGGCCCAAUGUGGACAUGUCGAUGUCAUGGAGGAGCUUUUGCGGAACGGUGCCAAGGUGGGCGCAAGAACGCAGCUGAGGGAAGAUACGGCGCUGCACUUCGCGGCCAGCUCGCGCAAGGUGGAGGCCUGUCAGAUGCUGAUCCGCCAUGCGGCGGACAUCGACGUGCGCAAUCGCAAGGGGCAGAAGCCGCUGCAGGUCGCCAUGUCCUUGUCGUUGAUGCGGAGGAACGAGCUCAUCCAGCUGUUGACCUCGGGGCUUCCCGCAGGCGAUGAAGGGAGCUUUGCCGCCAGCAACACAUCGGUCAGUGGCAAGAAGCGAGCGACGUAUUACUCGGUGAAGGCUAAGCCGGUGGCCGGUUUGCAACUUAAGAGCCUCUUUCCCAACUUGGAGGAGGAUGACACACCCUCGCCCCGGGUCUUGCAGUCCGUGAGCUCGUUGGUCGUCUCCAAGGCGGCUGGGCCACUGGGCCGACGUGCCUUGAUGCACGAAGAGAACAGCGGCUCCGUCCCCCUGGGCGCCCUCCGCCGCGUGCGGGAGCUGGGCCGUGGCGGCUUCGGGCGAGUCAUCGAGGUGGAGCUCCCCAGGGACGCCGCCAGCAGCAUUUGGCGCCGGCCACGCUCGGCACAGAGGUUUGCCUUGAAGCUACAGCUGAAGCAGGAUCACCGACAAGCCUCCUCGGAGGUCUUGGCCUUGCAACGUGCAGAGCAUCCUUUUAUCGUCCACCUGCAUCGAGCGUUCGCCUUCGACAAGUACUUGGCGCUUCUCUUAGAGCUUUGCCCCACUGAUUUGAAUCGCCUGCUUUGUGAGGAGCCUGGCGAAGAGGGAAGAUACCUGGGCCUGGCACCAGACCGAGUGGCCUUAUACUUGGGCCAGGUGAUGUUGGCUUUGGCCUACUUGCACGAGAGUGACAUCGUGUAUCGCGACGUGAAGCCCGAGAACAUCCUCAUCAAUACCAGAAAUGAGGCGAAGCUCACGGAUUUCGGACUGGCUAAGGUGGUGACGUCUGCAGAGAGGAUGACCAUGUGUGGCACCAUGGGUUUCCUUUCACCCGAGCUCACGGGCGGAGGCGCCAUGACCGGGCCGACGGGCGACUCGGAGGAGGAGGAGGACGGAGAUCCCACACCGGAGUUCAAUCCGUUCAAGACGGAUGCGUACUCCUUUGGGGUGACGCUUCAAGUGUCUCUACUUGGAGAGGACGGAGCUCGACGCAAGACGGUGAAGCGGAAGGGGCCAAUGAUGCUGCCGCUCCACCUCAGCGAGCAAGAGAACGCCGACAUGCUGGCACAGCUGAAGUUGUCCCAGCGGCUCUCAGAGGAGGUCCGGCGCCUUGUUAGCCUUGUUAUGCCUUGUUUACCAAUUGGUUGGUUGAUUAAUCGAGCGAAUACCAUGUACAAGUACACAACCAUGUACAACCCAUAUAGGUAUACGGUAUCGGUACUAUGGUACCAAACUACCCUUUUUGCGGCCGCUGGAACCACGGCUUUGCGAGACAUGUUGAGCAACCCCGGACGAAGCAAAAGCAACGAGCUAAGCUCGGUGGAGCUUAGCACAUCGAACGACGUGCGGAAGGCCUUCCACCUGCUGGUGGAGAAGUUGCUGCCCUUCUCCCAAGCAAGGCGCUUUGAGCUAAAAAGCCCCGAGGUGAAGAACCAUCCCUUCUUUCAAAAGGAGCUCAAUUGCACCAAUGUCGAAGAGUUCCUCUUGAGCAACUCUGGAGCUCACAAUUAUUCCAGUGUUGUCAUGUCGCCUUCCGUGAUGGGUUGGUCACCUUAGCGCCAUCCGCUGGACUUGUUAUUGAUGGAUGCAUGAGUAUCUGCGGGCGCGGGCGAAGACCAUGGAAGAGAGGAC